This is a messenger RNA of Aspergillus calidoustus, 1320 nucleotides long. The record is from the annotation of a GenBank genome assembly. Lineage: Eukaryota; Fungi; Ascomycota; Eurotiomycetes; Eurotiales; Aspergillaceae.
AUGCCGAGCGCCACGGGAGAGAACUGGGAGAAGUACAAGAAGAACUUCGCCGAUGAUGAAGAGCCCGAGAAGAAGAUUACCCCUCUUACAGAUGAGGACAUCGCAGUAUUGAAGACCUACGGUGCCGCUCCAUAUGCGAACGCAUUAAAGAAGCUAGAGAAACAGAUCAAAGACAGACAAGCGAGCGUAAACGAAAAGAUUGGGGUCAAGGAAUCCGACACGGGUCUGGCACCUCCACAUCUAUGGGACGUCGCUGCGGAUAGGCAACGUAUGGCAGAGGAGCAGCCGCUGCAGGUAGCUCGAUGCACAAAGAUUAUCCAGGAUGAGAAGGACCAAGACAAGAGCAAAUAUGUCAUCAACGUCAAGCAGAUCGCCAAAUUCGUGGUCAACCUGGGGGAGCGUGUGAGUCCUACAGAUAUCGAAGAGGGUAUGCGAGUUGGUGUCGACCGAAACAAGUACCAGAUCAUGUUGCCACUCCCGCCGAAGAUCGACCCGAGCGUGACAAUGAUGACGGUCGAGGAUAAGCCUGACGUGACAUACGGAGAUGUCGGAGGUUGCAAGGAACAAAUCGAAAAGCUACGAGAAGUUGUCGAGAUGCCUUUACUCUCCCCCGAACGCUUCGUCAAUCUCGGUAUCGACCCUCCUAAGGGUGCCCUGCUGUACGGCCCUCCAGGAACCGGAAAGACCCUCUGCGCCCGAGCCGUCGCCAACCGAACCGAUGCAACCUUCAUUCGUGUUAUCGGUAGUGAAUUAGUCCAGAAAUACGUCGGCGAGGGAGCCCGGAUGGUCCGUGAGCUGUUCGAGAUGGCCCGAACCAAGAAGGCCUGCAUCAUCUUCUUUGACGAAAUUGAUGCAGUCGGUGGAGCGCGUUUCGAUGACGGUGCCGGUGGUGACAACGAAGUUCAGCGAACCAUGUUGGAACUUAUCACACAGCUCGACGGUUUCGACGCCCGAGGUAACAUCAAAGUCAUGUUUGCAACCAACAGACCCUCAACCCUUGACCCUGCCCUGAUGCGUCCCGGACGUAUCGAUCGCAAGAUCGAGUUCUCGUUACCUGACGUCGAGGGCCGUGCAAACAUCCUCCGUAUUCACGCCAAGAGUAUGUCCGUGGAGCGGGAUAUCCGAUGGGAACUUAUCUCUCGACUAUGCCCGAACGCCACAGGUGCGGAGCUCCGGAGUGUCGCAACAGAGGCCGGCAUGUUUGCCAUUCGUGCGCGACGGAAGGUCGCGACGGAGAAGGACUUCCUGGCCGCUGUGGAUAAGGUAAUUAAGGGUAACUUGAAGUUCAACUCGACGGCCACAUACAUGCAGUAUAAUUAG